UUUCUAGUCAGAAAGACUGGUAGCGAAUUCAAUGCUGUUGUCCUCAAGCGAUUGAUCAUGAGCAAAGACAUCCAACGUUCAAUUUCUUUGGAAAUGUUGAUUGAUACCUUGAAGGGGAAGGAGGGCAAAAUCGGUGCUGUUGUAGGUUUUGUUACUGAUGAUUUCGGAGUAUAUGAUGUUCCGGCGGCAAUUAAAGUUACAGCAUUAGGGUUCACAGAGACGGCACGAGCACGUAUCGAAAGUGCAGGUGGAGAAUGCCUAACCUUUGAUGAAUUUGCCACGAGGAGUCCCUUUGGACAGAAUACGGUAUGA
Messenger RNA from Vicia villosa (hairy vetch), 312 nucleotides. RefSeq names its product large ribosomal subunit protein eL18-like. The record is from RefSeq and is a predicted model, not a curated record. The transcript is spliced from 2 exons. Gene Ontology annotation, cellular component: cytosolic large ribosomal subunit; ribosome. Gene Ontology annotation, biological process: translation. NCBI's taxonomy places the organism in Eukaryota, Viridiplantae, Streptophyta, Magnoliopsida, Fabales, Fabaceae. The annotation marks the transcript as partial. Gene Ontology annotation, molecular function: RNA binding; structural constituent of ribosome.